UGUCGGGACGGUUGUGUGUCGGCGCCUCUCGGCGCUGUCCGUCUAUACCUCUAACAAAAUGAUACUUGUUAUUAUGGGAGUGUCCGGGAGCGGGAAAUCGACUGUGGGGUCUUUUCUCUCCAAAAAGCUAGGAUGGCCUCUACACGAAGGGGAUGACUAUCACUCCAAAGAAAACGUUGAAAAGAUGGCCAGCGGAGUUCCUCUGACUGACCAGGACAGGACCCCAUGGUUACUCUGUCUUCAUGACAUCAUCCAAAGGGAGAUGUGUGCAGGGACCAACGCCAUCCUGACCUGUUCGGCCUUAAAGAAACUGUACCGCCAGCUGCUGCUGUUUGGAUCCAGAGCUCUGAACCCCAGUUCUGCCUCACAUUCGCCAGACUCUGUGGGCGGCGUUCUGUUCGCCUUCCUGCAGGGAUCCUACGAGCUCAUCCACGCACGGAUGGUGGCCAGGAGGGGGCAUUUCAUGGCGGCCAGCCUGCUCCAGUCACAGUUUGAAAUGCUGGAGCCUCCCUCGGAGUCAGAGAACGCGCUGACAGUGGACAUCCAGAAGAGUGUUCCGGAGAUUGCAGCCGAGAUCGAACGCGCUGUCUGCACUCAGCAGUAGCCAUGGAAACGGACAGUCACUGGGGAGAACACUGUUUCCUCUCCUUAGCUUCACUGUGAAACGGACCAAGUGACAUCAUCACGCAUUUCCUCCCUGUGCUAAUGUUUUUUUUUUACCCUCAACAAAACAAAGAAGUAUAUUCAUCUCACAAACUGUCACCCCCAUAUGUGAUGGAAACAGUUGCUUCUCCCUUUCUGAGAGCUCUUUCUUUGUGGAACUCAAAGUCCAAUUAAAGGUUUAACUGUG
Megalops cyprinoides (Indo-Pacific tarpon) is the source of this 850-nucleotide messenger RNA. Its product is annotated as probable gluconokinase. The coding region runs from base 59 to 604 and encodes 181 amino acids. The record is from RefSeq and is a predicted model, not a curated record. Gene Ontology annotation, cellular component: cytoplasm. Gene Ontology annotation, molecular function: gluconokinase activity. NCBI's taxonomy places the organism in Eukaryota, Metazoa, Chordata, Actinopteri, Elopiformes, Megalopidae. The transcript has 5 exons.